Molecule: messenger RNA, 243 nt
Organism: Protopolystoma xenopodis
Lineage: Eukaryota; Metazoa; Platyhelminthes; Monogenea; Polystomatidea; Polystomatidae
Source: the annotation of a GenBank genome assembly
AUGAGGUCUUCCUCUGCUGCUACCUGUCAAUCUGACUUGACCCGAGCCUUAAAUUGGCCCGGUACGUCCAAAGUCUGGGCAGACGAGCUCAUGCAAUGCCUACCGAAAGGAUGGAACCGGCAGAAUACUGCCUUAACAGUAUCUGGUAGGGGAGAAACGGGCCGGACGGAUACAACACAGGCAGUAGGACGAACAGGCAUAGAGACCUGUUACCAGAAGGCCAGUCGCUUGGAUGAUUUAUAA